AUGACUCUUGGAUUAAAUUUGGAGAUGCUAGUAGGCCAAGGAUAUGAUGGUGCUGCUGUGAUGAGUGGUCAAUUUCGAGGAGUACGUACAAUUAUCUCAGAAAAAUAUCCUAAAGCUCAGCAAUCCUCGUUUCAUGAUAGAUUUCUUAAAGAUAUAGCAGAGUCAGUAGGAUCUACUCAAUCGAAUCUUGUUUCUCUUUGCGAAACCCGUUGGACUGAAAAACAUUUGGCAGUAGAACGAUUUGCUGAAAUGUUUUUUGUAAUAACAGAAGCACUGCAAGCACUACAAGACAGCCGAAGAGAAUCAAACCUUAAUAAAAUUCUUCAAACUCAAAAUAUUGACUUAGUUGAAACAUGUAUAUAUGUAGAAGCCAUAAAAAAAACACUCGAAGCUACACGAAAUGAUGAGGAAUUUUUAAAAAUUGUGACUGAUUCUAAAAAAAUAUUAGGUAUUGAAUCGCUUACAGCACUUAGAACCACAAACCGACAAAAAGGACGAAGCAAUACUCCUGUCGAAACAACCGAAACAUAUUAUAAAAGAAAUGUUUACUAUCCAUUUAUUGAUCAUGUGAUAAGUGAACUAGCUGCCAGAUUUUCUAACCAUCAUGAAAAGAUUGAUAACCUCCAAAUCUUACUACCAAAAUUUAUUAAAAAUAAAAAUGAUGCUAAAAACAAAUUGAUAGAAAUUCAUAAGAUAUAUCUGCCGAAUGAAAAACUUUUGUGUGAGUAUCAACUAUGGACCAAGAACUGGGAAGGAAGAAGUGAUGAUCUAAAUGAAUUAAAAGCAAUUAAAACAUUGGAAAAAUGUGAUAAACAAUUUUAUUCUCUCAUUUAUACUAUUCUUAAAAUUUUGGCAACUCUUCCUGUUUCUACGGCCAGUGCAGAACGUUCUUUUUCAACAUUAAAACGCUUAAAGACAAGAUUUAUGGCUACCCAAUCUUAA
Sipha flava (yellow sugarcane aphid) is the source of this 942-nucleotide messenger RNA. RefSeq names its product 52 kDa repressor of the inhibitor of the protein kinase-like. NCBI's taxonomy places the organism in Eukaryota, Metazoa, Arthropoda, Insecta, Hemiptera, Aphididae. Gene Ontology annotation, molecular function: protein dimerization activity. The record is from RefSeq and is a predicted model, not a curated record. The transcript has 4 exons. Bases 1 to 942 code for a protein of 313 amino acids.